This is a messenger RNA of Hippocampus zosterae (dwarf seahorse), 3467 nucleotides long. Its product is annotated as clathrin coat assembly protein AP180-like. Gene Ontology annotation, biological process: clathrin coat assembly; synaptic vesicle budding from presynaptic endocytic zone membrane; clathrin-dependent endocytosis. Gene Ontology annotation, cellular component: synaptic vesicle; extrinsic component of presynaptic endocytic zone membrane; clathrin-coated pit. The transcript is spliced from 24 exons. The record is from RefSeq and is a predicted model, not a curated record. Gene Ontology annotation, molecular function: phosphatidylinositol-4,5-bisphosphate binding; clathrin heavy chain binding; SNARE binding. Lineage: Eukaryota; Metazoa; Chordata; Actinopteri; Syngnathiformes; Syngnathidae. The coding region runs from base 532 to 2421 and encodes 629 amino acids.
CUUCUGGCCACACUCGUGCCUACUCCCCCUUUAAGAGACGUGGGCUGGUCGGUGUGUCACCCACCCGUGUCCGAGUUCCCUCUGGCGUGGGGAGGAGAGUUAGAUGGGCCAAACUGAUUGAGGGGAAUAAAUAAAGAGGAAAAGAGAAUAGGGAUUUCCGUCGCGGCUUCUUUGCUCCUCCUCCUCCUCCAUUUUUCUUUUUUUUGCGCACACGUUUUGCGCAUCGGAUGCCGCAGAAAAGCGCCGCACAUUUUGGACGACUGGAAGGAAUAAUCCGAACCGGGUUCAUGGACCGUUGAUUUUUUUAACCCGCAAAAGGAAAUAUUGUACGUGUUGAUUGGAACGAUUCGAUUGAAGAGCGAGCAAAAGAGCGUCUCGUUACGUAACCGAGUGGCUCCCGAGCUGUCCACAGUGCUGAAAAGCGCCCAUCCGCGGAGAAGGUCACAGGCCCGUUUGUCGUGCUGCUGGUGGUGAUACAGAUUGAUCGAUUUUUUUUUUACCCCCUUAAGUAUUCUUGAGAAGAGGGUCCAAAUGUCGGGUCAGACACUCACGGACCGCAUCGCUGCGGCCCAAUAUCAGUUGACUGGUUCGGACAUGGCCAGGGCCGUGUGCAAGGCCACCACGCACGAAGUGAUGGCGCCCAAGAAGAAGCACCUGGAGUACCUGGUGUCGGCCACCAACACCACCAACGUGAACAUCCCCCAGAUGGCCGACACGCUUUUCGAGAGGGCCACCAAUGCCAGCUGGGUGGUGGUCUUCAAGGCCCUCGUCACCACCCACCACAUGUGCGUGCAUGGCAAUGAAAGAUUUAUCCAGUACUUGGCCUCCAGGACUUCGCUGUUCAACCUCAGCAACUUCAUCGACAAAACUGGCUCUCACGGCUACGACAUGUCGACAUUCAUCAGACGGUACGGCCGCUACCUGAACGAGAAAGCCUUCGCCUACCGCCAGAUGGCUUUCGACUUCACUCGGGUCAAGAAGGGUGCCGAGGGCGUGAUGAGGACCAUGACCACAGAGAAGCUCUUGAAGGGCAUGCCCGUCCUGCAGACUCAGAUCGACACGCUUCUGGAGUUUGACGUUCAUCCCAAGGAGCUGAACAACGGCAUCAUCAACGCGGCAUUCUUGCUGCUCUUCAAGGAUUUGGUCAAGCUCUUCGCAUCCUACAAUGACGGCAUCAUCAACAUGUUAGAGAAAUAUUUCAAGAUGAAAAAGAGUGACUGUAAGGAAGCGUUGGAGAUCUACAAGAGGUUCCUGACCCGGGUGACAAAGAUCGGGGAGUUCAUGAAGUUAGCAGAGACCGUCGGAGUUGACAAAAACGACAUCCCCGACAUCAACUACGCUCCCAGCAGCAUCCUGGAGUCUCUGGAAACGCACAUGAAUGGCCUGGAGGACAUAAAGGGUGGCAAGAAGGGGUCUCCGACUAAGGGUUCUCCCACAAACAACGUGUCGCCAACUUCCACUCCGGCCAAAUCCUCAAACGCGGUCCCCGCGCUGCAGCCCCCGCCCGGGGAGAGCGCAGCCGCCGCUCCGGCUGCACCCGAGCCAGCGGAAGAUUCCUUGUUGGACCUGGAUCCUCUGUCCUCCUCUGGGCCCCCAGCAGCCUCUGCCGGUCCCACGUCCUGGGGAGACCUUCUCGGAUCAGAAAUGGGCGAUUCCUUGCUAGCCGAGCCCACCCUGGCAGCGGAGGCCGCCGCCUCCUCCCCUGCCGCCUCUGCGCCCGCCCCCGCGGCACCAGAAGCUGGAGUCCCUCUAGCUCCUCCCACUAGCACAGCGGCCGCCACCUCCCCUGGCGCCACCAAUAUGGAUCUGUUAGGAGAUGCCUUCGCCACACCUGCCACCGCCGCCGAGGCCUCUGCCGCGGUAGCCGAGGGCGGAGCCGCCGCAACGCCCGCCGCAGGAGCUGCAGCCGGAGCUGCGGAUUUAUUCGACUCCUCAGCCAUCCCACCCAUCCAUUCUUCCGCACCCCCACCCAAAACUGACAGCAAAGACAUCAUGAGCCUAUUUUGUGAGUCCACUGGUAGCGGAGGAGGCGAUGCCGCGGCGGCCGCUGCCGCCACCCCCGGAGCGGAACUCAUAUCAGCACUUGGUGGCUUAGGGGAUGUAAUGAAGCCCACCCUGACCCCCCAGGCGGGCGAUGUUGACACCUCCAUGGCUAACGUGGCGAGUAAUCUGACGAUGGGAUCCCCAGCGGCCCCUCAGGUAGCUCCCCCCUGCUGGGGUGCCCCCAUGCCAUUUAUGGGGACUCACCCAGGCUACGGAAUGCCUGGGGCACCGGGUGUUGGAGCUCCCAUGAUGCCUUUGGUUAGGCCGGGCUUCCCUGCCACCGGCGCCCCGAUGUCCCCUGGAAUGACUCAGAGCCCCAGAAAGCCUCCCCCACCGAGGAACGCUCUGGAUGACCUUAACAUCAAGGACUUCAUGUAGGCCGGCACGCAGACCUUCUAAAAGGUGGUAUCGUGUGGCGCUCUGGAUGUCUGCACUGUCCCACUGCCGCCCUUCAGUCACGCCCUCAGACGAUCAGCGCCCCCCCCCCCCCUUACCCCUUACCAGAGGCUGCAACCCCUCGAAAACACCCCGUCGCUCCACCUCCUACCCCAUAUUGUACUGUUGUAGCACAACUGUGAAUGUGAACCCUAGAUACAGAACACCGUUUUGUGUGUGAGUGUGUGCGUGUGUGUGUGUGUGUAUCAGUGUUAAACUUUACUUAAUAUAUUACGGCGGGUGGGGGGAUGGGGGCGGAGACAAAGGAAAAAAAAUGAAUGCGUAUUUCGAAUGGUAAGGUGGUUUUCUUUAUGCAUCUCGCAAACAAGGACCGUGUUCUUCAUUGUGGACUGUGUUUCGGUGUGUGUAACUUCACUGCCCCUCCCCCCAAACCCCCUACUACUUCUUUAUCAUCCCAACUAAUACUGAGCUCACUCCUCGUCAUCCCAGCUAAUACUGAGCUACGCGUGUGCGUGUGUGUGUAUGUAUGUGUGUGUGAGAUGGUUCAGUACGUCAAGCUUCGCCACCCACACUCCCCAUUUGGUCACGAAAAAAUGCAAAUAUGACAUUAUCUACGCUUUGUUUUUACUUUUGUGAUCUUUGGAAUUCAAUAGAAAACAUGCAUCAAUUUGCAGUCAAAUCGACAUCUGCAUUUUGGACUACUUUCAUGAUAGAUUCAACUUAUUUUCUUUAUUUUGGGGACAAAAUAUCAUAUAUUUUUAGUUACAAAUGUUGGGGGAAGCAUACCUGUCAGAAAAACAUACCUGUCGUGUUUUGUAGAAGCAGUAUUGAUUUCAAAAACAUUGCUGGCUGGUUGAUAUGCCACCCCCUGCUGGUGUGGAGUGCCUAGGGAUGAAAUAAGAAGUUGGUAGCAUUUGUGCAUGCGAUUGGAUUGACUGCCUUCGGUACAUUUGCUCACUGGGAAGACCCGCUGUAAAGCACUCACGUAUACGCUGGAUGUUCUGUGUGUUGUUUCUUCUCCCCCCCCC